GCAGCACCGAGUUGGGGAAGGAAUUAAAGGAGGCUGUGCCUCCGGGUUGCGCGAGAAGUCUAAGUCAUUUCUCAGGAAUCUCUGAUAGGUGGGCCUUAGAGAAAACGCUGCGGCACUGCAGGAAUCAGGAAACGCAUCCCUGGUUGUCGGCUUGGGAGAGGCAUAGAGAUUGGCACUUCUGUGAGUGAAGAUGUGUAAACGGCUGUAAAUCAGCCAAAAGGGCCUUGAAGGACGAUUUCGGCGUGAGACAGACAUGGCCAGUGGAAGGAGGUGAACACCACGAGGGAGGAUGCCUCCCCACUUCGGACCCGCCUAGCGGAGCCCAGCUUGGAGCCAGGCCCACGGAUGUGCGGUUAGACCACCAUGGACGGAGCGCUCGGCGCAGCCCUGCAGCUGCAGCAGCUCCCGCCCACCAGCAGCGCCGACGCCGGGAGCCAGGGUUCCUUCUCCUACAAGGAAAACUUGAUUGGCGCCCUCUUGGCGAUUUUUGGGCACCUUGUGGUCAGCAUUGCACUUAACCUCCAGAAGUACUGCCACAUCCGGCUGGCAGGCACCAAGGACCCGAGGGCCUACUUCAAGACCAAGACAUGGUGGCUGGGCCUGUUCCUGAUGCUGCUGGGCGAGCUCGGCGUGUUUGCCUCCUACGCCUUCGCUCCGCUCUCACUGAUCGUGCCCCUCAGCGCCGUCUCCGUGAUAGCUAGCGCCAUCAUCGGAAUCAUAUUCAUCAAAGAAAAAUGGAAACCUAAAGACUUUCUGAGGCGCUACGUCUUGUCCUUUGUCGGCUGUGGUUUGGCCAUUGUGGGCACGUACUUGCUGGUGACAUUCGCACCCAACAGUCACGAGAAGAUGACCGGCGAGAAUAUCACCAGGCACCUCGUGAGCUGGCCUUUUCUCUUGUACAUGCUUGUGGAGAUCAUUCUGUUCUGCUUGCUGCUGUACUUCUACAAGGAGAAGAAUGCCAACAACAUCGUUGUGAUUCUUCUCUUGGUGGCAUUACUCGGCUCAAUGACGGUGGUGACAGUGAAGGCCGUGGCCGGGAUGCUUGUCUUGUCCAUCCAGGGGAACCUGCAGCUCGACUACCCCAUCUUCUACGUGAUGUUCGUGUGCAUGGUGGCCACUGCCAUCUAUCAAGCUGCGUUUUUGAGUCAAGCCUCACAGAUAUAUGACUCCUCUUUGAUUGCCAGUGUGGGCUACAUUCUCUCUACAACCGUCGCCAUCACAGCAGGCGCAGUAUUUUACCUGGACUUCAUCGGGGAGGACGCACUGCACAUCUGCAUGUUUGCGCUGGGGUGCCUCAUCGCAUUCUUGGGCGUCUUCUUAAUCACUCGGAACAGGAAGAAGUCCAUUCCAUUUGAGCCCUAUAUUUCCAUGGAUGCCAUGCCAGGUAUGCAGAACAUGCAUGACAAGGGGAUGGCAGUCCAGCCCGACCUCAAAGCUUCUUUUUCCUACGGGGCCCUGGAAAACAAUGACAACAUUUCUGAGAUCUAUGCUCCCGCUACACUGCCCGUCAUGCAAGAAGAACACGGCUCCAGAAGCGCCUCUGGGGUUCCCUACCGAGUCCUGGAACACACCAAGAAGGAAUGAGCCCACCCUGAAGAAGACUCACCUUCACCUCCACCGGGAACUGCUCAAGCCAUGCCGACAGUGGUCCAACUCUGAAUUCUAAAACUUGCCUUUCAAGUCUUACUUUUUUAAAACCAAUUAUUCCCACUUCCUGACAGCAUCUGGAUGGGGAUCUUGAAAAGGCUUUGUCUCUGGCAGAGGAUAUGUUGUCUUGGUCUUAGAAAUUUCAGCUGUUGGGGGUGAGGGGAGAGGAUGAAAGCAGUGUUCCAGGUGGUUGGGACAGAAUUCAGCCUCUGCCUGGUUAGCCCAGGCUUUGAAAAGCCUUUAUCAUCCUUGAGGUUGGUCACUGAGCUUCCUCAGACAGUGACCAAAGGUUGCCACAUUCUUCAGAGCUGAAGCCAGGCAGAGAUUCUGCUUGUCCUCUCCAAAUAAGUCUGCUCCUCCCCCACCUCAUGUGCGGGCCUGAUCUCUACCCCUCACUGGAGACUCCCUAUUUGUGGUAACAUUUGUGUCACCUUCACAUGGGCCCGCUGUGGGUGCACCAUGCUGUCAUUCGCCUGCAGGAAACUUCCCAUUGCCUGUGCCCUCCCAGUGAAGAUGUGCUUGACGUGUUUAUAUUGGAUCUACUCUGAAAACUAAUUUGGUUUUGGUUCUGUGAACGACUUGAUUGCUUUUUCCCCCCAGAGGAACUGGGAAAUUAAGAGGAGAAGGGGAAGAAGCACAGGGGCAGAGUGAUGCUGACACUUUGGCCAUAAUUGAGAAAGAAUCCCUUUCCAUCUUACAAGAGGUGAUUGCAUCACGUAGACAGAAAAUCUGCUGCUUCACACGUAUUCUCCUGCACACCAGUGCCCUCUGGGAAGGUUGGGGGCGCUCAUUUCAGAGACAGCGUCGCUCCCCUCCAUUCUCUCCUUAUAGAUUGACAAACCAAGCUUGAGUUAUUGGUUAAUUUUCUUGGAGUCAGUUAGAAACUAUUUGGGUCCUCAUCCCCUUAGACAAGUCUAGGAGACACAAGCAUUCUCAGAAACGGGGCUGCUGCUGUCUCUCUGGCUGUAUACCUUCUUCCCUAGUCUGACUCUGUAUCUUCAAGAAUGGCCAGUAAAGGUUUGUAAACCUUAAUGAGCAUAAGGAUUCCCCGGGGAGUUUAUUUAAAAUGCAGAUUCCUACACCCCCAACCAUUAAGUGGGACUGGGGUGGGGCCCAAGAGUGCGUGCUUAACUUACAGCACAGGUGAUUCUGAUGCAGGUAGCCCGAGCAUCACACACCUUGAUUGCCUAAUAAUUGGGAGAGAUGAUCUGCUUUAUAACCUCCAGGGGCUGACACACUCCUACUGGAAAGUUGGAAUUAUCAUUCCAUGUUACCUCCCUGGGGUUCAUUCGGCAGUUCACAAAGUCUCCAUAGGAUCAGAGGCAUCUCUGCAUUCAUUGAUUACUACUUAGAGCUACACUUACUGCUUCCUUCUGCAGCCUUUAACUAAUAGGCAAGAUAACAGUGUUAACAGACCAGUGUUUAUGGAUCAUUAACCUUUAUGGAUUAUGCUUAAUACUCAUUUAGUACCUCGACUUCAAAAACUGCCUCUGUUGCCUGUGGUAACCAUUUCUGUAUUGUAUUUUAACCACUUCUGUAUUGUGUCUUACAUGCCUAAGGUCAGCAGACAACGAAUGGCCUUUUUCCCUUUAGGAUAGGUAUCAAGUCAAUGCAACAAUAUUUGUGAGGCAUUUACUAUUUGUUAAGCAUUUGGAUGGAAAGGGCCAAAAGAAUAAGAAUGGCUCCUGCCUUCCAGGCCAGCAGGGGGAGACACAAAUACCAGGAAACUGGCAGGGUAGACCAAGUACAAUAGUGGACCACAGAAAAUGUCAGUUAUGGAGGUGCUGCUGAAGGUCAGGCUCUGAGCCCAGAACAAGGUAUUUAAAACGAAGGUAAUUUUGGCCCCACUCAUUGAUGAGUGGCAAAUCUAGCUAAGUUAUGGGCAAAGCCUGGGUCUGGUGGUCACCCUCACCCCCCAGGCUGAGAAGCUAGCAUUUGCAAAAGCACAGAAAUAGAGAUGACAAAGAGAGCCAGGGAGGUAGUGGGAAAUAAGCCUGGAAAAAUAAGCAGUGGAAGUUGGAUCAUAGAGGGCCCUGAGUGCCUGGCAGAGGGCUUUAAAGUUAUCCUAGAAGGUGUUGGAGUCGUUGAUGGUUCAUGAGGAAGAGAAUGGUGGGAUCAGCACUGAUUGGCAAGAAGGCCUUAUGCAGUAUGCAGGAAGGGUCUGAAGGGAUAAUAAAUGUCACUUUUCAAGGUCAAGUUGCAAUCCUGCAAGAACAGAACCACAAAAGAGAAAUUAAAAUCCAGUUUCGUUGCUAUUCAGGGGAGGCUGACAUUAACUCUCUACUUACAACCCUGAAUCUUUAUUUGUUUCAUGGUUCUGAUAUUCCCAAGCCCUCUUGAAUGUUCCAAGCAACAGUAAAUAUCACGCUUCUCUCUCCUUUCUAGCAGCCAUGAAGUUAAACUUGGGUUUGAACUUUUCAGUUGUUCCAUGUGGUCUUCCUCUCCCCACCCCUCGGUCCCUUGGUCUAGAGACUAGGAUUCUCAAUACCCCAAUCAGAGAUUAGAACCAGUUCUUUGCAGACUGGUACCUGUGGGUUUUGACAGAAGUUUACCGCCCCCUUCCCUUAACCCCUCCAUGAAGCACUCGGUCUGAUGAUGCCAUCCCAUUAAGCUUCAGAUCCUGUGGGGGCUUUGCAGCACGGAAUCGGAUGCUGGUUAGGGAGGGGAAGACUGACAUCUCCAUUGCUUGUCUGGGGGAAACCAGCCAGCUUGGUGGUGCUGUGUGGACACAAGUCAUCCAUCAGGGUAGUGUUGGGGAACCUCCUCCCUGUAGCCUUGUGAAUUCUAAAUCUGUCCAACACUGGCUGAUAAGCAAAAAGAAUUUACUGUGUGUUUCUCUGAGAAGCUAUGUAAAUGAAGUUACCUUAGAGUAUAUUCUACGUGGAUGCUUAUAUUUUGUUAACUUCUUGACUAAUAUGGCAUGUCUUAUUUUUCAUAAAAAAGUGUGUGCUAGGUGCAAAUAAAAUUAU
Messenger RNA from Molossus molossus (Pallas's mastiff bat), 4616 nucleotides. RefSeq names its product NIPA like domain containing 3 (gene NIPAL3). The transcript is spliced from 12 exons. Gene Ontology annotation, molecular function: magnesium ion transmembrane transporter activity. The record is from RefSeq and is a predicted model, not a curated record. Gene Ontology annotation, cellular component: membrane. NCBI's taxonomy places the organism in Eukaryota, Metazoa, Chordata, Mammalia, Chiroptera, Molossidae. Gene Ontology annotation, biological process: magnesium ion transport. Bases 364 to 1584 code for a protein of 406 amino acids.